Molecule: messenger RNA, 1112 nt
Organism: Meloidogyne enterolobii
Lineage: Eukaryota; Metazoa; Nematoda; Chromadorea; Rhabditida; Meloidogynidae
Source: the annotation of a GenBank genome assembly
UUAUGGCAGAAAUUGAUGGUUAUUUUAGGUCAGGAACGGGUUUGACUUGUUUAGCUUGCAGAUUGGUUUUUGCAGAUGCUAUAAUUCAGAAACAACAUUAUACAAGUGAUUGGCAUAGAUAUAAUCUUAAAAGACAUGUCGCAAAUCUUGCUCCGAUUAGUGAAACUACAUUUUUGGAGAAAUCACUUCAAGUUGCUCAGGAUUGUGAAAAGUUUAAAUCUUCUCAUAAAGAGAUUUUUUGUUCUCAUUGCCACAAAAAAUUUCAAUCUUCAAAAGCACUUGAAAAUCAUUUUAAUUCAAAAAAACAUAAAGAAAAUAUUCUAAAGUCUGACAACAAUGUUAUUGACAAAAAAGAGCCUAUGGAAUAUGAAGUUUCUCACAAAAUCAUUGAAGAAAAUAAAAAUUUACAAAAAGAAGAAGAUCUUAAUGAAAAUAAUGGAAUUCCAAUUGGCGAUUGUUUAUUUUGUUCUUCAUCCUUAAAUGACUUUGAUUCAUGUAUGCAACAUAUGUCAAAGGAGCAUGGAUUUCUAAUUCCUGAUUUUGAUUAUUGUUCGGAUAUCUUGGGAUUAAUUAAAUAUCUCGGUUUAAAAAUCGGCGCUGGAAAAACUUGUAUCCGCUGUAACAGCUAUCGUUUCCGAGAUCUAGAUGCAGUUCAGAAGCAUAUGCGUGACAAAAAUCAUUGCAAUUUUCGAAUUGAUGAUACAGAGGUGGUUGAAUUUGUGGAUUUUUAUGAUUAUAGUAUUGAAGAAAGUGAUGAUAUGUCAACGCUGGUUAAUGUUAUGAAGGAAGUUUUUGAGAGUUGUUCAGCUGAUGAUGAUGCUUCUUUUAUUACUAUUCCAACUGGUUCGUCUAUUGGCCACAGGUCUUUAAUGCGCUAUUUCAAACAAUCUUUGAGGCCGAAUAAUGUUGGAAUCAAAACUUCAACAAAUCGAGCUCAUGCCAAUUUUUCAUUAAAACAAAUCGGUUUAAAUCAACCAACAAGCCUAUUGGCAGUUAAAUUAGCAAAGGAUACUAAUCGAAUUAAUAAUCGAGUGGUUCAGAAAUAUCAACUUAAAAAAGGAUUGGCAAACAACAGAAUAUUUGUUUCAGCUGGACGUAAAGACCAAAUGUGA